AUGAAAGCCGUAACCCGGCCACAGCGCGUACGCCUGCAGCAAGCUGUCAGGCUGUAUGUCGCGAAAGAUGGCAAUGAGGCCCUGAACUAUGACAAGAUUCGGCCAGAGGAGUCACGCAAACUUCCAACUGCCCUAGUCACUCCUGAGACCCCUGAGAAGUACGUUGCUUUCGGUAGCACGUUAUUCACCAAGUAUGACAUCCAGCUGGACGAGGAGGCGUACCCGCGCGUCACUUCCAAUACUCAGCUUCCUGCUGGACACGCGUUUCCUGAGGUCUCUGAGUUUUCGUUCCGUCGAGAGUUGAUCAAGCUUCACAACUUCCAUGAUGGAAGCAUCACCCCUGCAAUGGCCGAGAUGUUCCUCCCUCCCGAGCACCGGGGAAACCUGUACGACCCAGCCGCAGCCCAGUUCAAGCAGAAAUUGGUCCAAACGAAGAACCAGUUCCGCAAGAGGAUCAUUAAAGACACCAUGCUGCCGCUUGUCCUUUUCUGGGUUCUUGACGAUAGGUACUUGGAGCUGGACACCACAACGGUAUCAGCUCGAAUGGCAUACUUCAAGGCAAGAAUCCAAGAAGAUGUGUCAGUCGUAUACUGGUGGUUGCGACCAUUGGCAAGUAUCCUGAACCUCAAAUAUCUCUUCCAGACUGUCAAUCCUAACGACGGUGGUGCGAAUGCCAAGCGUAACUUGAUUCGGUACAUUACAGGUCGAAUGUUGUUCACAGCAGACUUGGUGUACAAACAUCUCGUUGAUCACGACCCAAUUCACGGCUACGGAUUCCAACGCGACGAAGAAGCUGUGAGUACACCGCUGCUAUAUAGAUGGGGCAAGUGUUAA
This is a messenger RNA of Cadophora gregata, 834 nucleotides long. RefSeq lists its product as uncharacterized. The coding region runs from base 1 to 834 and encodes 277 amino acids. The transcript has 3 exons. Lineage: Eukaryota; Fungi; Ascomycota; Leotiomycetes; Helotiales; Ploettnerulaceae. The record is from RefSeq and is a predicted model, not a curated record.